GGGGCCGGGCGGCGGCAGCGGCGGCAGCGGCGGCGGCUGCGGACGAGCCAGUCGGGCCGGGAGCGGGUCGGAGUCGCCGCCGCGCGUGCCAUGGAGCAACCCAGGAAGGCGGUGGUGGUGACGGGGUUCGGCCCUUUUGGGGAGCACACAGUGAACGCCAGCUGGAUUGCCGUACAGGAGCUGGAGAAGCUGGGGCUGGGGGACAGCGUGGACCUGCACGUGUACGAGAUCCCCGUGGAGUACCAGACAGUGCAGCGGCUCAUCCCUGCCCUGUGGGAGAAGCACAGCCCGCAGCUGGUGGUGCACGUGGGGGUCUCUGGCAUGGCCACUACAGUCACGCUGGAGAAGUGCGGCCACAACAAGGGCUACCGGGGCCUGGACAACUGCCUCUUCUGCCCCGGCUCGCAGUGCUGCGUGGAGGAUGGCCCGGAGAGCAUCGACUCCAUCAUUGACAUGGAUGCCGUGUGCCAGCGGGUCACCGGGCUGGGCCUGGACGUGUCGGUGACCAUCUCCCAGGACGCCGGCAGGUACCUGUGUGACUUCACCUACUACACGUCUCUGUACCAGAGCCGCGGCCGCUCCGCCUUUGUGCACGUGCCGCCCCUGGGCAAGCCCUACAGCGCGGACCAGCUGGGCCGGGCACUGCAGGUCAUCAUUGAGGAGAUGCUUUUGCUGCUGGAGCAGGCGGAGGGCACCCUCAGCUGCCACCACGCACACUGAGGGCCACAGGCCGCAGCACGGCACCUCCGGCAAGCGUGCAGACUUGUGGUGUGCUGGGCACCCUGGCCAGGCAGUGGACAUGUCCCCCACACCCAGGAGCCUGGCAGAGCGUC
Messenger RNA from Sorex fumeus (smoky shrew), 833 nucleotides. RefSeq names its product pyroglutamyl-peptidase I (gene PGPEP1). Gene Ontology annotation, biological process: proteolysis. The record is from RefSeq and is a predicted model, not a curated record. Gene Ontology annotation, molecular function: pyroglutamyl-peptidase activity. Bases 91 to 720 code for a protein of 209 amino acids. The transcript is spliced from 5 exons. Gene Ontology annotation, cellular component: cytosol. Lineage: Eukaryota; Metazoa; Chordata; Mammalia; Eulipotyphla; Soricidae.